This is a messenger RNA of Mugil cephalus (flathead mullet), 1531 nucleotides long. It is a transcript of the gene cfl1, whose product is annotated as cofilin 1. The transcript is spliced from 4 exons. Gene Ontology annotation, cellular component: actin cytoskeleton; actin cortical patch; cytoplasm. The record is from RefSeq and is a predicted model, not a curated record. Gene Ontology annotation, molecular function: actin filament binding. Gene Ontology annotation, biological process: actin filament severing; actin filament fragmentation; cell motility. Bases 153 to 656 code for a protein of 167 amino acids. NCBI's taxonomy places the organism in Eukaryota, Metazoa, Chordata, Actinopteri, Mugiliformes, Mugilidae.
CGCGCUCCCUCCCGCUCGUGCACCCUCCUCUCAUCGGGGACGUGCUUCCAUGCGCGUUCACGUUGUGUAUCCAGUGAGAGAGGGAGAGAGACAAUUCAUCAUCACAGUCCAUUCAAUUUCUACCAGACGCUGACCUAUUCAGAGCUACAGCAAUGGCCUCCGGUGUGAAAGUCACAGAUGAAGUUAUCGCAGUCUUCAAUGACAUGAAGGUGCGUAAGGCACAGGCAAAUGAGGAUGAGAAGAGGAAGAGGAAGAAGGCCAUUCUGUUCUGCCUGAGCAAGGACCUCAAGAACAUUGUCCUGGAUGACGGUAAAGAGAUCCUCCUGGGCGACCUGGGAACCACCGUCCAGGACCCAUACCAGCACUUUGUGAAGAUGCUGCCCCCAGACGACUGCCGCUACGCCCUGUAUGACGCCACCUAUGAGACCAAAGAAACAAAGAAGGAGGACCUGGUCUUCAUCUUCUGGGCUCCAGAUAGUGCUCCUUUGAAGAGCAAGAUGAUCUAUGCCAGCUCAAAAGAUGCUAUCAAGAGGAAAUUUGAAGGAAUUAAGCACGAGUGGCAGGUGAACGGUUUGGAGGACCUCAAAGACCGGCACACCCUGGCAGAAAAGCUCGGUGGCUCAUCAGUAGUCAGCCUGGAAGGAUCCCCUAUAUAACUACCACUCCCCCCCUUGUCUCCGGCUUCGACUGAGGCCUUUCAGACACAUCUGUUGGGUUUAGCUGUUCAUUCCAGUGUGGUGUGGAGAAGGGCACAAGCCGAACCAGCAUCAUUCGUGGGACUCUUGGGGAGGGAUAUUGUGGGUGGGUUUUGGGUCCAGUGACAGUUAAAAGAAAAGAAAAAAAAAAACAAGCAGACUGUCAUUUCAGUUCAUGCAACAUAAUGAUUACGAACAAAACACACACAAAGGAAAAACAUUAAGAUACAACUGAGGAAGGAUGAUGACGAUAAAACUUAAGUACACAUAUUGUUCAUGACAGGGUUUUGUUCUUUCCGGGUUCCAUUUGAGAGAUUGCAGAGAAAGGGACAACGUUUAGUUUUCCAACCAUUGACUCCUGACAAAUAAUUGUUCCAACUACAUUUAAUUUUUUUUUUUUUUUUUGCCAAACUUCUAGUUAAGUUUUGUAAGUGUGUGUAGUUGAGACUAGAUGUAGUAUGAACUAAUUCAAUCUUGAUUGCACAACAUGUAUCAAAACCUUCUCUGGGGGAGCACGGUUAUUAAAUAUAUAUAUAUUUUCUUUGUUUUGUUAUUCCAUUGUUUUUUUUUUUUCUUUUCUUUUUGAACAUGCAAAUUCCAAAACUUGAGUGAUUCCUUUUUAUUUUCCAGUUCUGGGUCAGAAAACAAUUGAUGUAGUAAAACACAACAUUCCUUGUACUUGUUAAAAACCAGGAUUUAAAAACUUUGGUGUUAUGAAGGUCUGAUGGGGAGCGAUGUGUAUAUGAAGGACCAGCGGUCAGAGUUUAGACUGAAUAUUGAAUGGUGGAUGUUUUGUAUCGUCUCCUUAUCUCUAAUAAAAAGCACUAAACUACUGA